This is a messenger RNA of Physella acuta, 1611 nucleotides long. RefSeq lists its product as uncharacterized. Lineage: Eukaryota; Metazoa; Mollusca; Gastropoda; Physidae. The record is from RefSeq and is a predicted model, not a curated record.
UGUUGUAUUCGAUGUCUCGAGUGUGGUACUUGUGUGAGGCUGUACGUAUCCUGGACUUAACAUCGGUACUUUUAAGUACCGCACUGUCACCGUGGCUUGAGAGAUACGGCGUCUUCAAGUGACUAGAGGUCAAGUCACUGUGGACGGUGUUCAUACUGUAACACGGACAUUUUGUUUAGCUUUUAGCAGUGCUGACUCAUUUAAUUACUCAACGCGUUAAAUGAGUUAAAUUAUUCAUAUGACAUACUCGUUGUUUUAGUGUUCAUUUGUGAGAGUAGGACAUUAGACAUUGUGAGCAGAGACCACAUCAUGGUAGGCCAUUGCCAAACGUCUGAUACGUAUUCGGACUUUAUAAAAAGCCACUUGGAGAGUUUGAAGAUCAAGUGUGGUCAGUUUUCUGCGUGUAUCGACAAGUUGCUGGCGGAGGUGAGCGUGACGGUGCUGCUGUCAGGCGACAACAUCAGCCUCAACAAGACAUGCGGCCUCAUUCACAAAAACAGCCUAGGGAGCUACUCCACUCUGAAGGGGAACUGCACGCCGUCUGAGAGGGAGGACAUACGUGGGUACAUAGAGACGCACGUGGGUGAUGUCUACGAGACCAGGAGCGAGUGGAAAUCUCUGAGGAAAUGUCUGGAGUUGGAGUACGUUGGUCAGGACAUGUCGGAUCGUGUGGAGGCCAUUUGUGGUUUGGCCCAAAAGCACAAAGAAAUCUGCAACAGCUCCAACAUACACAACAUUAUGGAAACUUUCUUCAACGAGCAAAUCCAAAGCUUACAGUGUACCUGUAAAAAUCUGGAGCUUAUUGUAGAAGAUACAAUUCCUCUGCCUGUGUGGGUGGCUGCCGGUGUUUGUGGGCUUCUCCUGUUGAUUGCUAUAUUCACCGCCUGCUACUUUUGGAGGAGAAGUAGAACGUUAAAGAAAAGAGAAUCCAAGAGGACAGACUACACGCAGGGACAUAACUCCGACGUGCCGGUGUACCAGGAAGUCUACGACGAUUCGAACUUCCAGCCAAUUCUUGCGGCGACUCCCCCCUCCCUCCCCCUGAGGUACGUAACCAGCCCUCCCGCCUCCUUCGGCAAGGAGCCACACACGGACGAGUCUGGGUAUCUGGAGCCGGCUAAUGUUGGAUUUAUAUACAGGCCCAAACCCCCCGCCCCAAGGGAGUCACCGGACAGUCCCCCGACCUACAGCCAGUGCGAGCGGGAUGCAGAAGAGAAUGGAUACUUUAAUCCACUGCCGAGUCCAACUGACGGCGUGGAUGGUGGAUUUAAACCGCCGGAACACAACAAGAACACUACUGAUGGAGACACGGACCAAAAGCUUAGCUCUCCUGUAGAACAAGUCUCAAAACAAAAACCCAGCCCGGCAAAGAGAACAAAUAUAGCCGAUAAAAAGACGGAGUCUCAUUAUUUUGUACUGGAGAAGGAGCCAGACAUAAGUUAAAAGCGGGUCAAAUAGUGUUAUGCUAUUUUAUAAUUUUAUAAUUGUUAUAUUUUUUUUAUUUCUAAAAGGAAUGUAAAAUCUCAGUUACGUUUGGCUGAGCUGGUAGGUUACAAAAUCAAAAACAAUUACAAUAAAAAACGGAAACAAAUUAAAACUGUUGAACUUUUA